This is a messenger RNA of Exophiala bonariae, 2643 nucleotides long. RefSeq lists its product as uncharacterized. Bases 1 to 2643 code for a protein of 880 amino acids. The transcript is spliced from 4 exons. The record is from RefSeq and is a predicted model, not a curated record. NCBI's taxonomy places the organism in Eukaryota, Fungi, Ascomycota, Eurotiomycetes, Chaetothyriales, Herpotrichiellaceae.
AUGGCCUCAAAACCAUUUUCUUACACAAAUCAACUCUUCCGCGCCCUCACUCCCUUUAUCCCAACUGAUGAGUCGGAACUUAGUGAUCCACCGUCUGAUUUUGACGACCAUGACUUUGACCUAGGUGCCAACUUUUCUAAUAUGGCAAUCAAGAGUCCUCCCUACACAAAGACUAUCAACCGCUUUCCCUCUUCACGUACCAUCAAGACUCCUCCCCCUGCACAGACUAUCAGAAUGGGGAACGCACAGUCUACGCCAUCUUCCAGGAAGCGUCAGCGUCCAGUUUAUGCGGACAAGGAUAGCGAUGCUUCAGCAUCCCAUACCGACAGCAGCAAUGAUGACAUCGAAGACAACAAAUUUCCUGUGCGGAAGAGGGUCAAGUUCUGCAGAACUCUUUACAGUCCACUGGAGCUCAUCCCCAACGAGAUUCUCAACAAAAUCGCUUUCUAUGUGAAAGAUGAUCGAGACUUUAUCAGCCUUGCUUCUUCCUGCACCACCCUAUCACGCGCUCUUGUUCCACCAGAAUCGGCGGUCUGGAAGAAGCGCUUUCUGUCCUUGUAUGACUUCCCGUUGUUAGAGAAUCAAGAAGAAUAUGCCUUCGCAUACCAGGCUCGGCGUUUUGUCUUGUCUCAAUUCGUCGCCUUUACCAAACCUGAUGAUGAGAGACUGAAGAUUCAGAUGGAUGUACUGAGGGAUAUGGUCGUUGAAUCAUAUCUACCACCACAAAGGCACCUCCCAACACCAUUGACUUCACGAAAUCUUGCAGCAUUUGAAUCCCCACAGAACUCACCAUGGAUGCUUACAUUUCUUUCAACUGCUCUGUUUCCCAGCGAUCGUCGCAACAAGUUUGGUCAACCGCACCCCCUUUUCGAUGCCCUCCAGGUCUGUCUCUCGCAUCUAUUGCUCUCGCCGGCCUCGAAAAUGGCACAUACCGUAGACUCCUCAAGAACAAACUAUAAUCUUCUCCGAGUCUACAAUUGGAACCAAAUAUUCAACACGCUAUACCGACGCAUUGAGCCAGCGAAAGAGGACAAAAAGCAUUCCGACCCAUGGUUGAAACGGAAAAAAUUCCCAAAUCUCAAAGACCGAGUUCCAGAAACCCCCGAGUCUCAAUUCGAGCUCGACAUGCACGCUCUUCUACAUAUCCGAAACUUCUGGCAUCGUCAUUUCAUUGAUGACACUCGUGGUUUCUCCCAGCUGACUUCACGCUGGAUUGGUGAAGAUACCUAUGCCAAAAUGGUGAAGUCGCUCACUACAAUGGGCAUCACACCCAAGAAAUGGGAGAUACCAUUAAACAGCGAGCAUUUCCCCAUUAGCUCGGAGUGGUAUGGUCAUUAUAGCUGUCUCAAUCCGUGGCCAAAGACAAUCCGUGAUAUGGAGGAGAGACAAACUUGUGCUGAAGAUUGGACUUCCGUGGAUCCGAUGAAACUCGACUUCUCUACCAGUCAGAACAACCUCGCCGACGGCUUCUGGCCACCGAUUUUCAGCUGCAUACCCGCAUUUGAUAGCACGAUACCAAAUGUCGACGAUCCAAAGAACAAAUGCACCGUGAUCCAAGGUUUUGCGAACUUUAUCGACUUAGAGGCGAUCAACAACAGGAUGGGUGGGUUUCAACCGACACUUACAGUUCCCAAGCUACCUAAAUACCAUCCAUUCCUGUCCCUCCGACUUCGUGGUGUCAUCCAUCCUAUCGAAAGCCAGCCUACGAAACUACAGCGAGAGCAGAAGGGCGCUGAUGGAGAUGGAUCCGAAGACUCAUCGAUCCCAGGCUGGAAUAGAAUCGUCAUGGUCAUGUACAAACCUACCAAGCGCUACCUCAUCCAGGUGCUCGAAUAUGCAGAGGAGAACUACGGAGACCCCUUUGGCCCACUAAUCUCAAUGCAACUGAACUUGCACGGAGGCGCUCAGCCUGCAGUACCCAACUCGACCAGCGGCAAUAACCAAGUUACCAACAACCCAAACGGAACAAACACCAGCGCCAAUCCAACCACGGCUCCAAAUAGCACGACAAACACUGUGGCUUCCAACACCAAUCCCACCAAUCCCACCAUCCAGCAACCCGGGCCCUCCACCGCUCCAGCAUUCGACCCCGUUGAAGCCGACCGCCAACUACAAGCGCACCUACACGAGAAACUCCUGUCCAAUCCAAGCUGGCGCUGCAGCACGCCGCAAAACAGCAUGACACGGGCCAGCAUCGAAGCCAUGGAAGACAAAUUCCGGUCCAACUACGCACUGGAUUGGAACGACAUGGAGUACGCGUACGCGUACGAGGGCGUGCUGCUCCCCGGUGGCAAGAUCAUGAUGGGCCGCUGGUGGCGCUGUGGCAUGCAUGGUGUUGGGCCCGGCAAGGAGCUGGAUUGUGAGGGCUUUCCCGUCGAUGUUGUGGAGCAUGCUGUCGCUGUCACUGUCGAUGCUGCCGCUGCUGGUGGUGGGGAUGGGACUAGCGGUGGGAUUGCGCAUAGUGGUGGUGGAGAUGAGGGCGAUGCGAUGGUUGUCGAUGGCGAGAAUGGUGCUGGUGCGGCAGGGGAUGGAAAUGGUGAUGGGGUGGUGGCUGCUCAGCAACAGGAACAGCACCAGGCGGAUGUGGCGGGUGACAACAGCAAUAAAGGGCUCGAGAGGGGUCCGUUUGUCUUUUGGUGCUAG